ACAUCGAUUCCACUUGCCAAAGGAUUGAAAUUGAUGGUUGUAAGAUCGAAAAAAUCCGUCUCCUGUAUGUCAUGCCAUAAGCGUUCUGAAAAGGUGCACGCAAGAUCAACGGACGAAAGAAUGUUUACAAGAUUCUGAUACUAGGAUUCCUCUUGCUUCAACGAUCGCAAAAUUUAAAGAUCGCCUUAAAAUACGCCAGUAAUAAUGGCAGAAGACAUAUCAUCACCGGCUACAAAAUCUAAAACCCCCUUCCAUCUUUUUUCCAACCCACACGAAAACCUCACAGGGAAACGAGUUUCAAGUAGAUUCUGUCUGCUCCUUCUCAAAAAAACACACACACAAGAUGCCGAAGAUCAACGUGUCUUACCCUCAGAUGUCUUUGCAAAAGACGUUUGAGAUCGAGGACGAGCACAAGAUGAUGCCAUUCUGGGAGAAGCGCAUGGGUGCUGAAAUCGCGGCCGACUCCCUCGGUGACCAGUUCAAGGGCUACGUUGUCAAGAUCACGGGAGGGAAUGACAAGCAGGGUUUCCCGAUGAAGCAGGGAAUCUUGAAGAACGGACGCGUUCGUCUCUUGUUCAAGGACGGUAUGUCCUGCUACCGCGUCCGCCGUGGUGGUAUGCGCAAGCGCAAGUCCGUCCGUGGCUGCAUCGUCGGACACGACUUGGCCAUCUUGAACUUGGUAUUGAAUUUGAUGUUGCACAAGCUUGUGAUACUUUUUUAAUUUAGAUUUCCUGUUAUCGAUGCAAUGCUGAUGCAAUCACAUGCUGCGCAAGUUUUUGGUGUUUUCCAAAAUCCUAUAACAUCAAUCUUCAAAAACAGGUCAUCGUCAAGAAGGGUGCUGAGGAAAUCGAGGGUCUGACUGACGCCACCCCGGCCAAGCGUUUGGGACCCAAGCGUGCCACCAAGAUCCGCAAGAUGUACUUUUUUUUUCCGGGAUUUAGAAGUGCCAGUCUUCGCGUUAUUUCGCAUUCUUUCAGAAUUCAGAAUAUCUAUGCCUGAUUUUGAUGUAUGUUGUGUGUCCUCCCCUAGCGCUGACAGUCGUGAUUUUGUAGAGCUGAAGAACUCCUCAUCAAUCUAAAUUCUUUACACAAUCCACAGGUUCGGCUUGGAAAAGGAGGAUGAUGUCAAGAAGUUCGUCGUCCGCCGUGCCGUUAAGGAGGAUGGCAAGCGCACCAAGGCCCCGAAGAUCCAGCGCCUGGUCACCCCGCAGCGCCUCCAGCGCAAGCGCCGCGUCCGCAAGGCCAUUGUCAAGAAGGUAUAGUGGAAUUUUUGUAUUUAGUUUCACGUUUACUUCCCUUCGUGAGCUUGAUGGAGACGAGCCCGUCGAUAUUACGAUGAUCGCUCGUCCCUCAGUAGUUUUUCUAGCUGAGAGCUGAGCCUGUAAAGGAUGGAGAGUUGUAGAGAUUCGAAUGAUGUGCGAACAAGUGAUGUGUAUGUAGUUGUCGUUUUUCCGAGAGUAAUAUCAUGAGAGUUUCUGUGCUUCGCAUUUGUGAUUCGCAUGGUAAAUGUCAAUCUUAUGACAAAAAUCUAGGUCGUUGAGAACCGUGAGCAGAAGGCGGCUUACCACCAGCGCGUCCACGACUUCCGCGUUGCCGCGAAGGAGAAGCGCUCCGCUAUGUUGGCCAAGAAGAAGAAGGGAAAGGUCGCCAAGAAGGCGUAAGUAUGCUGCUGUCGACAUACGCAAAAUAUGAGCAUAUUGUAGCUUCCUUUUGACUCGGUCGUUCUCAUGUUCGGAAGUCAAGAGCAUGAAUAUGAACAAGGACGACCCAUUCGAUGAGCAUCUGGACGAACUUACACGUUGUGUUUGUUGAGAAGAGCGAAGCAGAAUCAAAAGACACGCACGAAGCGCCACAGGAGGCAAAGCUGUGCCUUUCUCCUCGUCCUCGCAUGUUGGAGACAAGUACUCGUCAAACAAGUACUCUGUUGAGUGUUC
This is a messenger RNA of Amoebophrya sp. A120, 1933 nucleotides long. NCBI's taxonomy places the organism in Eukaryota, Dinophyceae, Syndiniales, Amoebophryaceae. The record is from the annotation of a GenBank genome assembly.